Molecule: messenger RNA, 2829 nt
Organism: Mustela erminea (ermine)
Lineage: Eukaryota; Metazoa; Chordata; Mammalia; Carnivora; Mustelidae
Gene: USP51
Product: ubiquitin specific peptidase 51
Exons: 2
Coding region: 256-2364 (702 amino acids)
Biological process (GO): protein deubiquitination
Molecular function (GO): cysteine-type deubiquitinase activity; zinc ion binding
Source: RefSeq, a predicted model, not a curated record
AAAGGAAUAACGUCAGAGGAAGCUGUACUAAAGCGAGGCUGCGCAGGGCGCAGAAAAGGCAGUCAGAGGGUGGCGCCUUUUUAAAGAAGAUUCCAUUUUCACCCUAAAGCUCAGGCCGUACCACCCCCCGCCCCCGUUUUCCUCCCUCUGUCAGCCUACUAUUCCCCAGCCCCACUCCUGGCACGAUCGGAUCGCCUUUAAACCAGUCGCAGCUCCAUUCCAGACGCCCUUCUUCUCAGGCCGGGCGGUGAGCUGAUGGCCCAAGUUCGGGACUUGCCCUCCGGCUCUUUGGUCCGCUGGAGCUCGGGAGGUGGGGGAGGAGCCUCUCCCGAGGAGGCGGCUGAAAAGGCGGGGGAAAUGGAGAAGGAGGCGGUGGGGGCGGCAAAAGCGUGUUCAGGCCAGGGAGCUGAGGAGAUGAAGCUGGAGCCGUUGCAAGAGCAUAAGCCUCCUCCGGAGAACAUGACGUGGAGUGACAGCGGCGGCGAUAAGAACGUGUUCCCUUCAACUCCCCCUCGCUGUUACAGCAGCUCCUCGCCCCUCUGCCCGCGCCGCAAGCCCCGUCCUCGGCCCCAACCCCGGGCCCGCUCCCGAGGCCCGCCUGGGCUCUCGGCCCCACCCCAACUUCCAUCCCAUCCUCCCCCUCCGCCUCUGACCCGACCCCAGCCCUGGCGCAGACUGCGGCGUAGAUCCAAGCAGGGGUCUAGGCCCCAGAGGCUACAAGGCUGUUUUAGUGACCUAGGUGGCUCUGGGGAUCCAGGUGGUUUAGGGGACUGGUUGCUGGAGGUGGAGUUUGGUCAGGGUCCUACAGGCUGCUCUCAUGUGGAGAGCUUUAAAGUGGCUAAGAACUGGCGGAAGAACCUGAGGUUGAUUUAUCAGCGUUUCAUAUGGAGUGGGACCCCAGAAGCUAGGAAACGUAAGGCAAAGUCGUGUAUCUGUCAUGUAUGUAGUACCCAUAUGAACAGACUACACUCCUGCCUUUCCUGUGUCUUUUUUGGCUGCUUUACUGAGAAACAUAUUCACAAACAUGCAGAAACAAAACAGCACAAUUUAGCUGUAGACCUCUAUCAUGGGGUUAUAUAUUGCUUUAUGUGUAAGGAUUAUGUAUAUGACAAAGAUAUGGAACGAAUUGCCAAAGAAACAAAAGAGAAAAAUGAGAAAUUACUAACUUCCACCUCAACAGAUGUUUCUCAACAAGAGUGUAUGACAUCAGGUGUUGAAGAGAAGCAUUCAAACUGUGAGUCAAAGGAGCAGGAGCCAAAAUUGGUGAAACCCAAGAAAAAGAGGAGAAAAAAGUCAGUCUAUACCAUAGGCCUAAGGGGUCUAAUCAAUCUAGGGAACACAUGCUUUAUGAAUUGUAUUGUCCAGGCACUUACCCAUAUUCCUCUAUUGAAAGAUUUCUUUCUCUCUGACAAGCAUAAAUGUAUAAUGACAAGCCCCAGUUUGUGUCUUGUCUGUGAAAUGUCUUCUCUUUUUCAUGCUAUGUACUCUGGGAGCCGAACUCCUCACAUUCCCUAUAAGUUAUUGCAUCUAAUAUGGAUUCAUGCAGAACACUUAGCAGGGUACAGGCAGCAGGAUGCCCAUGAGUUCCUCAUUGCAAUAUUAGAUGUGCUGCAUAGACACAGCAAAGAUGACAGCGUUGUGCAGGAGGCCAAUAACCCCAACUGCUGUAACUGCAUCAUAGACCAGAUAUUUACAGGUGGCUUGCAGUCAGAUGUCACAUGUCAAGCUUGCCAUAGUGUGUCUACCACAAUAGACCCAUGUUGGGACAUCAGUUUGGACUUGCCUGGCUCUUGUGCCACAUUUGGUUCCCAGAGUCCAGAGAGAGCUGACAGCACAGUGAGUAGGGAUGACCACAUACCAGGAAUCCCCUCACUCACAGACUGCCUACAGUGGUUUACAAGGCCAGAGUACCUAGGAAGCAGUUCCAAAAUCAAAUGCAGUACUUGCCAAAGCUAUCAGGAAUCUACCAAACAACUUACAAUGAAGAAAUUACCUAUUGUGGCCUGUUUUCAUCUCAAGCGAUUUGAACAUGUAGGUAAACAGAGGCGAAAGAUUAAUACUUUUAUCUCCUUUCCCUUGGAGCUGGACAUGACUCCGUUUUUGGCUUCCACUAAGGAGAGCAGAAUGAAAGAAGGUCAACCACCAACGGACUGUACAUCCAACGAGAAUAAGUAUUCCUUGUUUGCAGUGAUUAAUCACCAUGGAACUUUGGAAAGUGGACACUACACCAGCUUUAUCCGACAACAAAAGGACCAGUGGUUUAGCUGUGAUGAUGCCAUCAUCACCAAGGCUACCAUUGAGGACUUACUGUACAGUGAAGGGUAUUUACUAUUCUAUCACAAACAGGGUCUAGAGAAAGAUUAGUCUUGCAAGACCACUUACCAGUAAAAAAGUGAAAGAAAUAAAUAUGCCAGGAUCCUGAAGUGACACACAAACCUACCUGGAAUGGACAAUGGCAACAGCACCUAUAUGACAAGUAGCAACUUGAUAUGAAGAACUUAUUUUAUAGGUGGCUUAUGGGUCUGUAAGUGGAGAAAAUACUAGCUAGUGACCAUUCAGCCUUAAGAAAUGGGAGGAGGGAGAAGAGGUUGAAAAUGGUCACAUAAAGCAUAAUUAAGUGAAUAGAAUGCUUUAGGUGGGAAGAGUGGGAAAUGAGAUGUUCUGCCAGCGCUGUAUGUCAUUUGUUUCUACAAAAAUACCAUGAGCAAUCAGGGAGUAGUCCUACAUUAACAAAAAGCUUCACAAUUCGUGUUCUAGCUGUGGCUGAUUAGUCAAAUAGUUUUUAAAAAGAAUAUUGUAAAGAUAUUUUUUAAAAGUCUUAAAACAGUU